Molecule: messenger RNA, 2574 nt
Organism: Rotaria sp. Silwood1
Lineage: Eukaryota; Metazoa; Rotifera; Eurotatoria; Philodinida; Philodinidae
Source: the annotation of a GenBank genome assembly
AUGGAUACCAGUCUUACACCGAAUGAGCGACAAAAUCUUCGUCCCAAUGAAGUUACAGAUAAUAAAGAAGAUGUUCAACUUAUUUGGCUUGAUGGAAAAAUGGAUGAUUCACCUAAUUAUCUUCAUACCAAGACAAUGUUAAUCGAACUAAAUCCAGCUGCUCAAUUCUAUUCUGAUUUUGAUCGAUGUCUCGAUUUGAUUAAAUCCAUCAAAGAUGAACAGAUCUUUCUCAUAGUGUCGAGUGCAUUUGCCCAACGUAUUCUUUCACAAAUCUAUAAUCAUCGAACACUCGUUGCCAUAUUCAUUUUCUCUGUCAAUCAUCAAAAUCAUGAGCCACUCUUAAAACAAUACAAUAAGAUCGUCGAAAUCUUUACUGAUCAAGAGAGUUUAAUAAAAUCCAUUCAAGAAAAGAUGGAUCUAAUAGAAAAACAAACAUUAGCAUUCAGUCUCUUUGAUCAAAAACAAAAAUCGUUAAAAGAUUUGUCAAAAGAAUCUGCAUCAUUUCUUUGGGGUCAAAUGUUGCUUUUUGUUCUCAGACAAAUGCCACAAGACGAGCAAUCAAAAAAAGAAAUGCUGAACAUAUGUCGUGAUUAUUAUCAGAAGAACAAAUAUGAAUUGGAAAACAUCAAAGAAUUUCAACAAAGUUAUAAUCGUGAUAAAGCGAUUCAAUGGUACACUGAUGAAUGUUUUCUUUACAAAUUACUAAACAAAGCACUUCGUACAGAAGAUAUCGAACUGCUCUAUAUGUUUCGAUUCUAUAUCAUUGAUUUAUGUGCAGCCAUCGAAGAUGAAAGCCAUCAUUUGAAAGAUAAAGGUACUUUAACCUUGUAUAGAGGAACACAGAUUCCGAUGGAAGACUUGCAAAAACUGAAAGAAAAUGUCGGUAAAACUAUUUCAACGAAUGGAUUUUUAUCUACCUCGCGAAACAUCAAUAUGUCGCUUCAUUUCGCUCGUCCAGAACAUGUGCUAAAUGACUUUGAAUCUGUUCUAUUUGAAAUUCAAGCUGAUCCAACAUUGAAAACAGUCUUUUUUGCUGAUCUUGAAAAUAAAACUAUUAUGAAGGGUGAAAAUGAAGUCCUUUUCAACCUGAAUUCUCUCUUCAAAAUUCAGUCUGUUGAGUUUGAUUCAACAUUAAAACUAUGGAAAGUACAACUAACUGCAACCGAUGAAGACACAGCAAAGGUUGAAGAAUAUCUCAUCUUGUCUAAGCAAGAAAUGGAAGAAAAUACACCAAUUAUUUAUUUUGGUCGUCUUCUUAUAUAUCAGUUGGGCCAUGUAGAUCGCGCCGGAAAAUAUUUUAAUAUGUUAUUGAAGUCACUUCCAUCUGAUCAUCCAGACAUUGCAGCUGUUUAUAACAAUAUUGGAAAUGUGCAUGAUCGCAAAGACGAAUGGAAUUUAGCAUUGAAGAAUUAUGAGAUAGCUUAUGAGAUUCGUCGAAAGCAGCUCCCACCCAAUCAUUCUCAUAUAGCUGGUUCCCUCUACAAUAUAGGGCGUAUUCACAGAAGAAAGGGAAAUUAUGAUGUAGCCCUCGAUUAUUAUCAGCAAGCCUUAAAAAUCAGAGAAAAAAUAUGUUCAAAUGCAAAUUUUAAGAAAGCAGAUGUGAUCGAAUGCAUCGGUAGAGUGUAUAUCGACAAAGAAGAUUUUGACACUGCUCUUAUCUAUCUAUACCGUGCUCUUGAGAUGUUCAAACGCGUUCUACCUGAUCAGCAUGCUAGUAUUGCAAGAUGUCUCGGUCAAAUCGGCUAUGUUAAUGAGAAGAAGGGUGACUUGAAUGUUGCUCUUGAUUAUUAUUAUCAAGAAUUGACCAUGGAAGAGCAAUGUUUACCUUUCGAUCAUCCGAAACUUUCCAGUGAUCUAUAUUGGAUUGUUGACACUUAUAAGAAGAUGGGUGAGCAUGAAAAAGCUAUAGAGCUUUGUCAAAACAAACUCAAUAUUCAGCAAAACAGACUGGGUGAAAAUCAUCCUCGUAGUGCUCGAACAUUGAUGAUCAUCGCUAAUGUACUUCAAAAAAAAGAUCCAAAUGAGGCAGUAAAAUACUACGAAAAAGCACUAUCUAUCCUUGAAAAUUCUACUCCACCUGAUUAUCAAACAACUUCGGAAUGUCUAACUUGUAUGACUUGUUUAUAUGGUGCAUAUAAUAUGAACGAAGAUGCAUUAAGAUGUGAACUGAAAGCACUUGAUGUCAAUCGGACAAUAUUAUCUUCUGACCACAUCGAUAUUGCAAAUAACUUGAGAAAUAUCGGUAUAUCUUAUCGUGAAAUGAAUAAUCCAUCAGAAGCCCUUCGCUACUUCAAUGAAAGUCUCUCGAUCUACAAAGUUAAUUAUGGAUCAGAGCACGAAAAAGUAAAGAAAGUCGAAGCAGAUAUUGCGACAUUAAACGAAGAACAGCCUUUACCACCCAGUAGUGAGCCAGAACAACAAGUUUUGGAAGAAGAAUCUCGUUCUGACUCCAACCAGUCUGCUUCUCAUCAAAUGCUAUCCUCAAUCGAUAGUACUUCACAAGUACAAUCGAAUCCGACAAGCACGAACAUACCAUCAAAAACUACUACAAGUAGAACAUGUGCCAUUCAAUAA